Molecule: messenger RNA, 1392 nt
Organism: Perca flavescens (yellow perch)
Lineage: Eukaryota; Metazoa; Chordata; Actinopteri; Perciformes; Percidae
Gene: rragca
Product: Ras-related GTP binding Ca
Exons: 7
Coding region: 220-1368 (382 amino acids)
Biological process (GO): positive regulation of TORC1 signaling; negative regulation of autophagy; cellular response to starvation
Cellular component (GO): lysosome; nucleus; Gtr1-Gtr2 GTPase complex
Molecular function (GO): GTPase activity; GTP binding
Source: RefSeq, a predicted model, not a curated record
AAUCAAGGGGUGGGAUCAAAGGGUGAGUUUUUUUUCAAAGGAGAGGAAAUCCUUAGGAAAUGUGUGGGAUCACGCUCGGUGUUUCCAAGUAGCCUGGGCAUUAUUGACAAACUAUUUUCCUUGUGUGACGGUAGUUUGUGGUGCAUACCGAUCAUCCGAUACAAACACGGGUGUGGUGAGUGACAAGUAAGGGGGGGAAGCGACCGUCGUUAGGUCAAAAUGUCGAUUCAGUACGAGGUGGAACAGCUGGCUGACAGCUACGGGGUUGCGGACUCGUUCCCCAAAGAUUUCGGUUAUGGUGAAGAGGAGGCCGACAUUGAGGACAGCCCGGCGCCGUCCGACAGCAAACCGAGAAUCCUGCUCAUGGGUUUGAGAAGAAGUGGCAAAUCAUCCAUACAGAAGGUGGUCUUCCACAAAAUGUCUCCCAAUGAGACCUUGUUCCUGGAGAGCACCAACAAGAUCUACAAGGACGACAUCUCUAGCAGCUCCUUUGUCAACUUCCAGAUUUGGGACUUCCCGGGUCAGGUUGACUUCUUUGACCCCACCUUUGACUACGAGAUGAUCUUCAGAGGAACCGGGGCUUUGAUAUUUGUCAUCGAUGCUCAGGAUGAUUAUGUGGAGGCCCUGGGCAGACUUCACCUCACGGUGUCUCGGGCCUAUCGGGUCAAUCCAGAGAUCAACUUCGAGGUGUUUAUCCACAAAGUGGAUGGCCUGUCAGACGAUCACAAGAUCGAGACUCAGAGAGACAUCCAUCAGAGAGCCAAUGACGAUCUGGCAGACGCUAGCUUGGAAAAGCUGCAUCUCAGCUUUUACUUGACGAGUAUUUACGACCACUCCAUCUUUGAGGCCUUUAGCAAAGUGGUGCAGAAGCUCAUCCCUCAGCUUCCCACUCUGGAGAACCUCCUAAACAUCUUCAUUUCUAAUUCAGGGAUAGAGAAGGCCUUUCUGUUUGACGUGGUCAGUAAGAUCUACAUCGCUACAGACAGCUCUCCUGUAGACAUGCAGUCCUAUGAACUGUGCUGUGAUAUGAUCGACGUGGUCAUUGACGUCUCCUGCAUCUAUGGUCUGAGGGAGGACGGCAGUGGCAGUGCCUACGACAAGGAGUCCAUGGCCAUCAUCAAGCUCAACAACACCACUGUGCUGUACCUGAAAGAGGUCACCAAGUUCCUGGCCCUUGUCUGCAUCCUGCGGGAAGAAAGCUUUGAGCGCAAAGGAUUAAUAGACUACAACUUCCACUGUUUCCGGAAGGCCAUCCAUGAAGUAUUUGAGGUGGGCGUUUCCACCCAGCGUCCAGUGGGCUCUCAGGCGGUGGGCUCUCCCUGCACCAAGGCCGUUGCACUGAAUGGCACGCCGCGCAACACUGUCUAGACACUGAUGCAAAAUAAAAAAAAA